Capsicum annuum is the source of this 2204-nucleotide messenger RNA. Its product is annotated as taxadiene 5-alpha hydroxylase. Gene Ontology annotation, molecular function: oxidoreductase activity, acting on paired donors, with incorporation or reduction of molecular oxygen; ubiquitin protein ligase activity; monooxygenase activity. Gene Ontology annotation, biological process: proteasome-mediated ubiquitin-dependent protein catabolic process; protein polyubiquitination. The record is from RefSeq and is a predicted model, not a curated record. NCBI's taxonomy places the organism in Eukaryota, Viridiplantae, Streptophyta, Magnoliopsida, Solanales, Solanaceae. The transcript is spliced from 6 exons. The coding region runs from base 1348 to 1764 and encodes 138 amino acids.
AUCGGUUGUAUUUUUUCCCUCCCCAAAUUUUCUCUAUAUCCACCAAAAAUUAAAAUAAUAUAUAAGUAUAUAUAGAAAAUUUUCCAUUACUGUUAAAUGUUUCCCAUUCUCAACCACACACCGCCAUACUCUCAACCACAUGCCACCACCGGUACGCUCCGAUGACCACACACGCCACGCCACCAGCUCCGACGACCACACACGGCACGCCACCAGUAGCUUCGACCAUACACCACCAGUAUCUCCGACCACACACCACCAGUAGCUCCGACCACACACCAUCAAUUUGAUUUUAGUUUUCAAUUUGCACUUUAAUUUUUGAGCUAAUUUACGAUUCUUCUUUAAUUUGGUGAUUUUAAGGUUAAUGUAUUCUUCUAGUUGAUAAUUUUGACCUAAUUUUAUGAGUUUCUAUUUUGGGGUUUUUUAUUAGCGGAUGCUCCUUUAUGAUUUGAAAAUGAGUUGGAAAUCAGAAAUCCAAGUCAAGGAUCUUGAAAAAAAAGGAUCGUUGGUAUAUAUAGUUGUUUCGAUUGCCUCUUAUCAUGUAUUUACUGUUAGUUUUGAUAUUGAUGAUUGUAGAGUAACACCAUAUUGUUCUUUUUUGGUCCUAAUCUUUCUGUAGUAUUAUCUUUUUUUGUGAUGUUUAAUGUUUUGGUUCAUAUUUUCAAUAGCUUAGGUUUUAAAAUAAUUUCAUCUAAUGUUAUCUAUUGAAGAAAAAAGAUUAUUGGUAUAUAUAGUUGUGUCGACAUACUUAUAUCAUCGCCAUAAAGAGGAACUCUAUUUGAUUCAGUGGAGGCAUUAUUUCUUUCUCCCUUAUCUUGAUGGUGUAACUACUAUUAACUUAUAGCUGCUGCUGUCAGUCAUGCUGCUAAUUGCAUGUUUAAACUCUGUCCAUAUUUAUUUGUUAUUUCAGUGUAUCUUUUAGGUACUGGAAGUUGUCUCUUGUGGUAUAUCAUGAUAAGUGCACUCAUCCUGAAGCUCGCCAAGCAUUCAUCAAGCUGAACAAAGACUUUAAAGUUUGCAAGAUCCAGCUAAAAUCGUUGGAAUUCUCGAUAUUAGUAGGGAAGCCUGGAUUCAUCGAGAGGACUGGAUUAGAAAUGGGAUUCACAUUGGCAGUGGUAGAAAAUACAAGGAUUCAUAUUAUCUUCAAGCAUAAGCAAUGUGCUAUUUGAAUUUAUAAGAGCUUUCUACAGACUUACGAGAUUUGAGAAGGAGACUGGGCGUGCUAGCUUAUCUUGAAGACAAAGGUACCGAAAGCCUCCUCCAUCCCUCCGAACUCAUUUGUCUCUACAAGCUUUAAAGAAGACAUCUCAGGAAGAUCCAACUGCUUGUUUGCGAGCAGGUGCACUUAUGAUUGUGCUUUCGUAUCUUGAUUUCUUUUCCACUGGUGUUCAGAGAGUAGCACUGGCAACUGCUACUAAUAUGUGCAAGAAGCUGCCUUUGGAUGUUGCUGACUUUGUGAUGGAAGCUGUUCCACUGUUGACUAAUCUCCUCCAGUAUCAUGAUGCACAGAAGAAGUCACCUGGAGAGUCCCUAACUUGGGAAGACCUUGGCAAGAUCAAGUACACCUGGAGAGUGGCAAUGGAGACACUCAGAAUUUUCCCUCCGAUUUUCGGAGGCGUCAGGCAGACUGUAAAAGGCACCAAGUAUGAACGCUACCUCAUUCCGAAAGGAUGGAAAGUAAGAUCAACAACCCCAUUUUUAAAAUCUUCUAUUCUUCAACCUGUCAAUUUUGGUAGUACUCUGUUGUUUUCUGAUUGUCAGUAGUCCACAUUUAACCACUGCUUAAACAUGCUAAAACAAAUGCUUAAUGUCAUGGAGAGAACAAAUGCUUAAUAUCUUGAUAUCCAGUUCCACUUCCUCAUGAGUUUUCUUUCUUCAGGUUCUAUGUGAGAGACAUUUUUGUAGAAUCAACUAAUCUGUUAGUGGAUUUGGAGAGAUUGCCAAAUCCUUAGCAAAAGGCUUGGGUGAUCAUAGAAGUUAGAUACUUUAUAGGGCAAAUGUCACAAGUAUCAUUUUGGACAAUGGCAAAGCUAUGAGUCUUCUGUCGUAGGACGUGUUUGAAACUUUUGUUGAGAGUGAUUAUUCCAAUUAUAAGAUGCGAAAGCUGUAGUCUGAAGUUUGCUUUGGAAUGUUUUAGCUGACACUAUCUAGACAUACUAGGACUCGUGUUUCACUCAUUAAUAACACUGGUCAUAUCUUCUUUC